This is a messenger RNA of Apodemus sylvaticus (European woodmouse), 4970 nucleotides long. It is a transcript of the gene Adprm, whose product is annotated as ADP-ribose/CDP-alcohol diphosphatase, manganese dependent. The record is from RefSeq and is a predicted model, not a curated record. The transcript is spliced from 8 exons. Gene Ontology annotation, molecular function: ADP-ribose diphosphatase activity; CDP-glycerol diphosphatase activity; 2',3'-cyclic-nucleotide 2'-phosphodiesterase activity. NCBI's taxonomy places the organism in Eukaryota, Metazoa, Chordata, Mammalia, Rodentia, Muridae. The coding region runs from base 161 to 2200 and encodes 679 amino acids.
GCCGGAAGCCCAGUGAGGCCGCUCUUUGCUCCUGCCUCGGUGGUGACGCUGUUUACCCUCAGGUUGUGGAGUCCUGGGUCGUGCAGCUGCUAGUGGUACAAGAGAUCUUAUCAUGGGGCACUCUUGAAGCAGUGCUAUAUCAGGGACUGUCCUCUCCUAAAUGCCAGCUUUUUUAGAAGCCUGCCUCGAGGUUAUGGCUGAUAUCCUGAACCCCAGUUCCCCGACUGAUGCUUCAGAGCCACUGUUUUCCUUUGGAGUUAUAGCAGAUAUUCAGUAUGCUGAUUUAGAAGAUGGAUACAAUUAUCAAAGAAGCAGGCGGAGGUACUACCGACACAGUCUUACUCACUUACAGGGUGCCAUUGAGGACUGGAACAAAGAAAGCAGCAUGCCCUGUUGUGUCCUGCAGCUGGGAGACAUCAUUGAUGGCUACAAUGCACAGUACAAAGUAUCAGAAAAAUCUCUAGAGGUUGUCAUGAACACAUUCCAAAUGCUUAAAGUUCCAGUGCACCACACAUGGGGAAACCAUGAAUUCUAUAACUUCAGCAGAGACUACUUAGCAAACUCUAAACUUAACAGCAAGUCUCUACAAGACCAGAUCUUACAGCAUCCUGAGACCACACCAUCAGAGGACUACUAUGCCUAUCACUUUGUCCCAUUCCCUAAAUUCCGGUUCAUUUUACUUGACUCUUAUGACCUGAGUGUUUUGGGCAUAGAUCAGUCUUCUCCAAAAUAUGAGCAGUGCAUGAAGAUGCUGCGGGAACACAACCCAAAUGUGGAGUUGAAUAGUCCCCAAGGACUUUCUGAGCCCCAGUAUGUCCAGUUUAAUGGAGGAUUCAGCCAAGAACAGCUGAACUGGUUGGACAAAGUGCUUACAUUCUCUGACACGAACCAAGAAAAGGUGGUGAUUGUGAGCCAUAUUCCCAUUUACCCAGACGCAUCUCCUGACACUGUGUGCCUGGCAUGGAACUACAUGGAUGCUCUGUCAAUCAUAUGGUCUCACAAGUGUGUGGUGUGUUUCCUUGCUGGUCACACACAUGACGGUGGCUACUCUGAAGAUCCUUUCGGUGUGCACCACGUCAACCUUGAAGGAGUUAUUGAAACAGCUCCGGACAGCCAGGCCUUCGGCACAGUUCAUGUCUACCCUGACAAAAUGCUACUGAAAGGGAGAGGCAGAGUUCCAGACAGAAUUAUGAAUUACAAAAGGGAACAAGCUUUUUUAGAAGCCUGCCUCGAGGUUAUGGCUGAUAUCCUGAACCCCAGUUCCCCGACUGAUGCUUCAGAGCCACUGUUUUCCUUUGGAGUUAUAGCAGAUAUUCAGUAUGCUGAUUUAGAAGAUGGAUACAAUUAUCAAAGAAGCAGGCGGAGGUACUACCGACACAGUCUUACUCACUUACAGGGUGCCAUUGAGGACUGGAACAAAGAAAGCAGCAUGCCCUGUUGUGUCCUGCAGCUGGGAGACAUCAUUGAUGGCUACAAUGCACAGUACAAAGUAUCAGAAAAAUCUCUAGAGGUUGUCAUGAACACAUUCCAAAUGCUUAAAGUUCCAGUGCACCACACAUGGGGAAACCAUGAAUUCUAUAACUUCAGCAGAGACUACUUAGCAAACUCUAAACUUAACAGCAAGUCUCUACAAGACCAGAUCUUACAGCAUCCUGAGACCACGCCAUCAGAGGACUACUAUGCCUAUCACUUUGUCCCAUUCCCUAAAUUCCGGUUCAUUUUACUUGACUCUUAUGACCUGAGUGUUUUGGGCAUAGACCAGUCUUCUCCAAAAUAUGAGCAGUGCAUGAAGAUGCUGCGGGAACACAACCCCAAUGUGGAGUUGAAUAGUCCCCAAGGACUUUCUGAGCCCCAGUAUGUCCAGUUUAAUGGAGGAUUCAGCCAAGAACAGCUGAACUGGUUGGACAAAGUGCUUACAUUCUCUGACACGAACCAAGAAAAGGUGGUGAUUGCCAUAUUCCCAUUUACCCAGACGCAUCUCCUGACACUGUGUGCCUGGCAUGGAACUACAUGGAUGCUCUGUCAAUCAUAUGGUCUCACAAGUGUGUGGUGUGUUUCCUUGCUGGUCACACACAUGACGGUGGCUACUCUGAAGAUCCUUUCGGUGUGCACCACGUCAACCUUGAAGGAGUUAUUGAAACAGCUCCGGACAGCCAGGCCUUCGGCACAGUUCAUGUCUACCCUGACAAAAUGCUACUGAAAGGGAGAGGCAGAGUUCCAGACAGAAUUAUGAAUUACAAAAGGGAAGAAGCUUUGUGUUUUUAGUGUCAUUAUCCUGUCUGCUUUGUAGAAAGAGAAUGACAUUGUUUUAGGUUUUGAUCCUUUCCAUAAAAGUUAAAUUCUCAGUCGCACUGUUAAGUAUUUUGUUUGUAUACAAAAUAUAUUUGCGCCUUGAGAAGGUGUGAGUGAAGAUAAAACUCAGAAAUGUUAUUUUUGGAUCAUACAUCCAGGUACUGAAAGCUAGGACUAAAAGUAUUAAACCAGGAAGGAGACUCAUGUGGGCAUACAGUCCUGAGAAGGGACUAUUUUUGGCCUAAAUUGAUUUGUUUUUUCUUUUGUUUUCUUUUCUUUCCUUUCCUUUUCUUUACUUUUCUUUCCCUUUCCUUUCUUUCCUUUCCUUUUCUUUCUUUAUAUUCUUUGCUUUGCUUUUCCUUCUUUUUUUUCUUUUUGUACAAUGAUAAUUUAUCUCCUAUUAGCUUUUCAGCUUAGCACAUGAAAGCCAAAAGCCAGGGCUUACCUGCUUACCCUGCUGUAUGAGUGGACUUUGGUCAUUUGUUUCAAAGUACUCAAACUUAGACAUAGGUGACAUUCCCAUUCUGUGAAAAACAGCUGAGAACUCAUUUCAGGUGCUGAGAUCAUUCAGACUUGCCUCCAUGAACCUCAAGACCGUCAUGGAAAGAGCAAUAGCUGGCCAGUAAGGUCACCAAGCGCAACCCCAGGCUGCCAGCAAAGAAAAUGAACUGAUAGUAUACAUGCACAUCUCAUUUGUACUGAAAUAAAACCAGAAACACUGAAGGAAAAGGAAGUUUAGGCUGAUAUGUUGGCAGUCUGAAACUAUGUAGACAAUGCCUUCAAAAAGUAAAAAUAUAAAUUAUUUCAUUCCAUUGGUAAGGACCCAAGGCAACUAUACUCUGGAAGUUAGUGACUUCCAUGCUCCUAUGAGCGUGCAAAGGGUACAAUGAAUAUGCCGGCCAGACUAGUCUUGAUCCAGGGAAUUAAAAUACUGAAUAUAUGUUCUGAACAUGACUCCUUUACACACUGAAAUCAAGCAUGAUGAGAGGAUCGGUAGGUCCCGUGUGGAGUUUCCAAAUGGAUUAGAUUCAUUAUGACUCAGUUCUAAAGACGUUACAAAGGCCAUAAAGACCAUGGAGGCUAAAGGGACAUUGGACAACUCUGAUUCUUAUCCUGUGUUUUAUUGACUCAACCUGUACUGUAAUUGCUUUAAUAUCAAUUUCAUUUUGUCUGUGACAAUCUGACUUCAGUAGCCUGUUUUCCAAAAUAAGUAUCCCUUUAAUAUUUACAGAGCACUCUUGUCUUAUAUAAAACUGUAUCUGACUCAUUUUUACUCUCGGCAUAGUGAGGAUGCAUUCUGAAGAAGCAUUUCUUAAAUCUUCUGAAAUGACAUCUUGGCUUGAUUACUUUCCUAUUGCUGUGACAAAACACCAUGACCAAGGCAACUUAGAAAAGAAAGUAUUUGAUUUGGGAUUUAUGGUUCUGGAACAUUGGUUCUCAACUUUCCUAAUGUCUCUACCCUAAUAGAGCUCCUCAUGUUGUGGUGACCCCCAACUGUAAGGUUAUUUCUGUUACUACUUUACAACUGUAAUUUUGCUACUGUUAUAAAUCUUAAUGUAAAUAUCUGAUAUGCAGAGGCCCUAGGUGGCCUCUGUGAAAGGGUUGUUUGACUCCCAGAGCGUUGUGACCCUCAGGUGGAGAGACUGCUGUUCCAGAGGGUUACAGUCCAUGAUGGCAGGACAAAGGCAUGGUGGCAGGAACAGCUGAGCGCUCACAUCGUGAUCUGAAGUGGGAGGCAGAGAGAGACACUGAAUGCCCUGCACCUUUUGAAGCCUCAAAUCUCAUCCCCAGCGACUGCUUCCUCCAGCAAAGCCACACACUCUAAGCUACCCAAGCAUCACUGCCAACUGGGGACCCAGUAGUCAGACAUGGGCCUUGGGGCAUUCUCAUGCUAACUACCACUCCUCUGGUUACAGAGUUUGAUUCCAGCCUGAUAAGCUCCCCAUACAGAUAUCUGACACAUGAUGUGAGCUACCUUAAAUAAUUAAUACUCAACCAAUCACACCUUUAAAAAUAAAUUCAAUAUAUUUUAUCUAGCCCGAUUUAUCUCAAAAUAUCUUUUCAGCAUACACUUAGUAUAAAAUACAUUGUUCUACUUUAAAUACGUUGUUCUGUGUUGUGUCUCUAAGGCCUAUUGUGUUUUGCACUGGAGCACAUCCCUCUGAACGCUACACUCUUGCAAAUAUUUCACCUGUUGAUUGUUGCUGUAAGGUAUUUAAUAACUAUUAAUUACUGUGACCCUGUCAGCCCCCUAAUAAUCAAAGACAGAGUCCAAAGAAUUUACUUAAUCAGCUUCAGCACAAUUACUGGGCAAUUACCCCUAAACUAUUUUUCAAUGCUAGACUGGCUAUUUCCCAGCUGUGCUCCCCAGGUUACUUGCCAGUAGUUGUCCGGUGCUUCUGAUCCAUCCCAUCAUAGUAACCUGCUCUCCCCUCCUCCUCCUUUACUUCUCCUUCUUUCUCUUCUUCUCCCCACUUCUUCAACUCCCAGACCAAUGGCAAGCCCUCCCACCUCUAUUCUCCCCAGCAAUUGGCUGUCAGCCAGUUUUCUUUAACCAGUCACAAAAGAUUGGCAAGCAAAGUUUACAUGACAUCAUUUGCUGUACAUGAAAUGAGGCAACCAGAUCUCAGGGGCCAGUAUUUAGUGUAUACACACACACACACACACACACACACACA